Molecule: messenger RNA, 1413 nt
Organism: Microdochium trichocladiopsis
Lineage: Eukaryota; Fungi; Ascomycota; Sordariomycetes; Xylariales; Microdochiaceae
Product: nucleotide-sugar transporter
Exons: 4
Coding region: 1-1413 (470 amino acids)
Biological process (GO): pyrimidine nucleotide-sugar transmembrane transport
Cellular component (GO): Golgi membrane
Molecular function (GO): UDP-galactose transmembrane transporter activity
Source: RefSeq, a predicted model, not a curated record
AUGGCAAUGGCCUUUGACGACAAGCCCAAGCCCUUAGGCGGGCCGACAUUCCUUGGCGUCUCCGUCAAGCUUGUCUCGUUGGCGACCCUCACCUUCCAAAACUCGAUCCUCAUCCUCCUCGUCCACUACUCGCGUGUUAUGACACCCUCAGGCGACCACAAAUACUUCACAUCCACUGCCAUCUUCCUCACAGAGGUCAUCAAGCUCGCAAUCUCCUUGACGGCUGCCAUAUACGAGGUUUCACGAAGUCUUGCACCAUCUACCCCUGCCACCGUGCUAUUCGAGCAGCUCUACAAUGCCGUCUUCUCUGGCGACGGUUGGAAGCUCGCGAUUCCUGCAACGCUGUACACCAUCCAGAACACUCUGCACUACGUCGCUCUUGGGAAUCUUGACCCAGUACAUUUCCAGAUCCUGUACCAGAUCAAGAUCCUCACGACAGCAAUCUUUACGGUCACGAUGCUCGGCCGAUCGCUCACAGUCAACCGCUGGAUCGCGCUCGUUAUUCUUACCAUAGGCGUCUCGAUUGUCUCGAUUCCUUCAUCCACACCGGAAGUCGGCAUGUUCACCCUUCACGACAUGACGGACCAUUUCUUUCCGCGGUCGAUGCACGAGCUUGGUCAGAUUGCAAAUGGCAUGGGCGAGGUUGCCAACCACUUGACGCGGCGUAGCCUCGACGGACUCGCUGAGGUCGGAGCCGCUUUGGCCAAGAGAUCGGCGACAUAUGAGGGCAUUGACGAGGACGUCACGCAAAUCGGAAUGAACUACUCAAUCGGCGUAACAGCAGUCCUGGUGGCUGCUGUCAUCUCGAGCUUGACAGGCGUGUACUUCGAAAAAGUCCUGAAGGACCCGGCAACGACCGUCUCGGUGUGGACCCGCAACAUCCAGCUGUCCUUUUACUCGCUCUUCCCUGCUGUCAUUAUCGGAAUUGUCUACAAGGAUGGCGACGAGAUUGCUCAGCAUGGAUUUUUUGACGGUUACAAUUGGGUGGUGUGGGCUCUGAUUAUCCUGCAGGCUGUCGGUGGCAUUCUUGCGUCGCUUUGCAUCAACUAUGCCGACAAUAUUGCCAGAAACUAUGCGACCAGCAUCAGCCUGAUCCUGAGCUUCACUUUCAGUCUCUGGUUCUUUGACUUUGAUUUUUCCUUGACGUUUCUCAUCGGCGCGGCACUCGUGGUGGCGUCUACAUUCAUGUACACAGGCGAGCGGCGACGCAAUCGGCCACCUCCGAUCCGCAUCGCUAGCUACGAAAAGACUACGAUUGACCCGGCCAUGACGCCGAAGCGCACAAACGACCGACUUGCUGUACCGACGCCGCUAGACGUGAUGAAGUCGAUGGGGCUAUCUACCUCGAGGCCAUCUUCACCAUUACGGCACCACUCACGUUCUGGGGGGAGCGACAAGAACUACGACGAAUAG